AUGGUGAAGCCGCGAAGAGAGAAACAGCAAACGCUGGAGGCCACGCUUGGCCGCCCCCCGGUGAGGCCCACUAUCAAAACUCCCAGAAAGAGCAAGCCCAAACAGAAUUCAAGCGCACCGGCGUCCAGUUCGCCAGCCAAGAUCGAAGAAGCUGCAAGGAGCUCGCCUCUGGUGCCGUCGUCUUCUUUCUUGCAUUCAUCCCAGGUGCUUGGGAGUGCAAGGAAGAAGAAGGUUGUUUAUGAUGAUUCCUCUUCGGAGGAAGCCAGUGAGGAUGAAGCACAAGCGGUGACACUGCCAGUCGUGAAGACGGGCAGAAGCAGGCAGCGUCAAUCCUCAGAGCCGGAGUCGAGCACUAGCUCGUCCGACGAGGAGGAAGACCCCCGGGGAGACAGCAUCGAUCGCAACGAUGGCGGGGAUGGUGUGAUUGACGAGGAUGAGGAUGACGAAGAUGAGGACGACGCACCCCUGGCUGCUCCGACAACCAGGCGUAAGAGACGCUUGGUUGCUGACGAGAGUGAUGAGGAUGACCGGCCGAUAGUCUCAUCGCCUAUCAAGCGGCGCCGGCUCGUUCGCGGGAAUCUCCCCUCCAGUUCCCCAGAACAGGGCAACACUGAUGAGGACGAAGAGGAAGCGCCUGCACCAACCCCUGCGAGACCUACCCGGGCCAGACGGAAACCACUCACCAAAAAAGAGAAGGCACGGGAGCUUCUGCGCCGGAAGCGCGCAGGUGAGGUUAUCAACGAGGACGAGGAGAUAUCAUCAUCUGAGAAUGAGCCAGUAAAGGCCAUGUACGACACUGAUUCAGAUCAUGUCGCACUUAAUGAGUUUGAGGAUGACGAGGAAGGAGUCUAUGAGCCCAAGGUGGAUGAUGAGAAGGAAAGGAAGGCCAAGAAAAAGAAGGAGAAGGAGGAGGAGGAGGAGGAGACAGACGAGGCGGGAGCAGACGGCGAGAGCGAGGCGGAGAGCAUGGAUGACUUUGUCGUUGAUGACAGCGACGCCCCCAUCGGAGCGCCCGAUCUUGAUAUACCCCUGAAGUUUACAAGACACUCACACAAGCAUCUCAGAGAACAUUUUCGCGAUGCCAUAGAGUGGCUCGUGCACCUCAAGAUCAACCCCGGCUUCUCCGAGAGGGAGCAUCCGCUCUUCCGCAUGGCGUGGAGAAAGCUGGAUGACGAGGUGCGCGGCCUCGCGACAUCCAAGUUUUCUUCCUCCGCUUGGAAGUCAGACUUCCAAAUGGCGCUCCGCGCGCGACCAGAAUUCACCAGCGCCGAACUUCCCAAGGGCGAUAUGCUCGAGUCUCGGAGCUGUGAUGCUUGCGGCAGGAGUGGCCAUCCCGCUCGGCACAUAAUGACCUUCAGCGGCACACCGUACUUCAAGGACGCGGCCAAGCUCUACCGCUUCCUCCAGCCCGUCGAAGCCAACAGCAGCGACUCCGCCUCCGCCUCCGCCUCCGACUCCCACGACGAGGACGAGGAAGCGGACGAGGACGAGGACGGCAACCUGAUUCCCAAGGAGUCCAAGCAGUGGUUCAUCGGCGCAGUCUGUAACAGCAACGCCGAGACGGCCCACACCCUCAUGCACUGGAAAUUCGCCCUCCUGACCUGGGUGGAAACACGUCUGCACGAAGAGGGCUAUAUGGCGCCCAGCGCGCUCGCCGAGCGGGAGCGCAUGCGACCCAAGAAGAAAUACAAGCUCGUCGACAAGAUCAUGAGCCGGUGGGUGGAGAGCGGGGUAGUCAAGGCCCUGUACCAAGACUUCAAGGGCACCAUCGAGCAGGCGAGGAAUAAGCCGACUACCGGGAGACAUCGUUAGACGCUCCGAGACACGCAAUAGGAUUGUUUGGAUUGGAUCAUGUAAGGCGAUACCGUAACAUGCAUGAUACCAGAAGGAUCUCCUUCUGGGUGACGGGCAUGGAGAUGCUCGGGUCUUUUGGCCACUGAGGAGAGAGGUCACGGGCACAAGAAUGAUAACCCGCGAACUUUAUUCGGAGUUCAUGCUUUGGGUUUAUUGCGAGAUGGUUCGGAAAAUGGAAGCGCGAUGAUUUGGGCAGGUCAGUCUAAAGCCCGUAUCUAACUUAGAUGCUGGUUCUGUUCGGUUGCCAGUGCGCCAGUGCGCCUGAUGAAAGAGCGUGCAUGACACCGCUCGCACGUCGGUGCUAACCUUCGAAAGCACCAAAUACAGCCAACCGAGAGAAAUCUGGAAC
Molecule: messenger RNA, 2203 nt
Organism: Thermothelomyces thermophilus ATCC 42464
Lineage: Eukaryota; Fungi; Ascomycota; Sordariomycetes; Sordariales; Chaetomiaceae
Exons: 3
Coding region: 1-1812 (603 amino acids)
Cellular component (GO): nucleus
Source: RefSeq, a predicted model, not a curated record